AUGAAAUUGUCACACACACGCCCAUCUAGUCUGCAGUCAACUUCCUUUGUUGAACCUCACAGCACAGCAGAUAUAUGACUCAGCUCGGCGACACAGCCUCUACAUGUGCAACUCAAUGGAAAAUGUGGCUUAUCAAGGUCCUCGGUGUCAUUUAUUUCACUGCUGUUUGUGCAGCUGAAGAUGUCACAGACACGUACAGAAAUGUUCCUCCAACCUCUCCUGUGCCAGAACCGACUACAGCUGUCUAUGAGCCUCCCACACCAUCUCUGCAUCUACAGUCAACCUGGUUGGAGGUGUUCCCCUCUGAGAAAGUGGAGCUCUAUUGUAAUAUGACUGACAGCUCUGACUGGACCAUCAACUGGCACAGAAAUGGAGUUCAAGUGAAAAAUUCAGAUCCAAAUGUGACUUUCUCUGCAGAGAACUCAAUACUUAUGAUCACUGAAGCAUCAAAUACGCAUUCUGGAAAUUAUUCCUGUAAAGGUCAACACAAGUCAAAGAGCUUUUCUACUCAAGACAGCAACUCACUCAGCAUAACAGUCAAUGAAAACAAGCUCAAACCUACUCUGAGCCGACAACCCAACUAUAACAAGAUGUUCCCUGGAGAGACUGUCACCUUCACAUGCAGGGUUGAUAUAGCCUCUGGAUGGGAAUUUCUGUGGUACCAUAAUGAAAAUGAAAUUGCAGCAUCUAAUACUGAUACUUAUAUGAUAAAGGCUAUAACUCUUUCUAACAGUGGACAGUACCACUGCAAGGCCAAGAGAGGCCCAUUCUACACAGAAAAGAGUGACCCAAUGUCUCUGCAGGUCUCUGCAAAUGAUCCAAUAUCAACAAUAAGCAAGAACCCUGCUUUUGACCCAAUGUAUGUUGGAGAAAAAGUGACCUUCACUUGCAGUGUUGAUGUGGACUCUGACUGGAAGUAUCAGUGGUACAAAGAUGGAGAGGAACUCCCAUCUUCCACUGAAAAAACCCUCAUCAAAACUCUCAGACUGUCUGAUAUGGGGAACUACUCAUGCAUUGCCACCAGAGGUGCAACAUCAACAGCACCGAGUGAAGAAAUGCUACAAGUUUAUGCAAUUCCUCAACCAUUUUUGAAGCCUGAGACUCCAUGGUUGGAUGUGUUCCCAACCGAGGGUGUGAAGUUGAGCUGUGAGAUGGACAGCAGCUCUGGCUGGAAGUACAUAUGGUCCAAAGACAAACAGAGGGUCGAGGCUGAUGAUACUGUGUCCUUUGGCCAGGAUGGAGCUACUCUUUCCAUCCUUUCUGCUUCAGCUAAACAUAAGGGAAACUAUACCUGUGAGGGACACCUCCAGGACAGGUCUGUCAGCAGCAGUCCUAGUUUUGAACUUAGUCUCACAGUGUAUGAUGAGAAACCCAGAGUCACACUGACACAAUAUCCAGAGUACACUGUGAUGUUCCCUGAGGAAUCAGUCUUCUUCAGUUGUCACAUUAUCGUCUCCUCUGGAUGGGAGUACCAGUGGUACAAAGAUGGUGCUCAACUCUCCCAAUAUGGAAACAGUCAUAACAUCAGUUUUGUUGGGACAAAAGACACUGGUUCAUAUACAUGCCAAGUUAAAAGAGGAAGGGAUAUGGUCUUCAAGUCAGACCACAGUCAGGCCGUAAGGCUCAAAGUUGAAGAGAAAAGGCCUAAGCCCGUGAUGACUCAGGACCCAAAUGAUAAGAAGGUGUAUGCCGGAGAGACAUUGUCCUUCGAAUGUAAAGUUGAAAUCUCCUCUGGUUGGGAGUAUCACUGGUACAAAGAUAAUACAACGCUCCAGGUUUCUGGCAGUAGUUUUAAAAUCUCCAGUGCCAGUUCAUCAAACAAUGGGAAUUAUAUGUGCAUGGCCAAAAGAGACAAAUCAAUGUACCACACAGAGCACAGCGAUGGACAGAACUUACAAAUAUCUGAAAUUCCUGUUCCAUCCUUGAAGCUAGAAACCCCUUGGCUCGAUGUGUUCCCUACUGAGAGAGUGAAUUUUAGCUGUGGGAUGGAGGACAACUGGAUAUAUACGUGGUACAAAGACGGAAAGCCGAUCCAUGCUGAUGGUACUGUGUCUACUUACUCGGAUGGAGCCACUCUCAACAUCACGUCUGCUGCAAUCUCACAUAGUGGACAGUACAGCUGCUCAGGAAAACUCAACUCAAAGACAAGGUCUGUCACCAGCCACACCAGCCCUGGAGUAACACUCAGUGUUUACGACACAAAACCCAAACUUACACUGAUGCAGAAUCCCGACUACGAUGUGAUGUACACUGAAGAUUCAGUCUUCUUCAGCUGUCACAUUAAUGUCUCUAGUGGAUGGGAAUACCUGUGGUACAAAAAUGGCGCUCAACUCUCCCAAUCUGGAAACAGUCAUAACAUCAGUCUUCAGACAAAAGACACUGGAUCAUAUACAUGCCAAGCUAGAAGAGGAACAGAUACGGUCUUCCUUUCAGACCAGAGUCAGCAAGUAGUGCUCGAUGUCAAAGAGCGCCCACAGGCUAAGAUAAUCCUGUUAACCGGCUGGUCAGAGGUCUUCUCCACUGACAGCUUGGUGCUCCAAUGUGCGGUGCAGGAUAGCCAGGACACGUGGAACUACACAUGGUCUAAAGAGACAGAACAAAUCAAUCAGCUGCCCUCUGAGAGACAUACAGUCACACCCCAGAAUGACCCAGACCAGAGCCUGUACACCUGCCAAGGCAUCCGUGCUGGGAGACCAUCUUAUUCCAAGCACAGUGAUUCUUUCAAAACCAAGAACCUUCUUUUGAAGAGGAGAGUGCUUCUCUCCAUCUCCGGCUGUCUCUUCUUUGGCCUCAUCGCCGUCCUGCUUGGAUGCAUUGCCCUCAGAUUCUUCCGCAAACCAGUAGCUGGUGAUGAAGACAACCCAGAAGAGAGCAACCUGUUUCUCACCAUGGCUCAGCUAAAGAACCGUUCUGACGCACCUUGUCCACUGGUUCAGUACAUCACCGAUGCAUCUCUGAAUGAUGCAUCUAAAGAAGGGGAUGAGAAUGGCACAGUUUGCAAUGAAACAACACCACUACCCAUAACCACAGAGGAGGACCAAGCUGUGACGACUGACAGCCAUGAAACAGAAGAAAACGGUGGACUGGUUUCCUUCAAAUAAUGAGUCACUGAGGAUGCAUUUACGUCAUCAUAGCAGAUAAUCAUUAUCAGACUGAAAGUCUGUAGUUUUGCUUCAGCCUUGUGAAGCUUUAAUUCUCAACAUGCACCAGGAAACAAACUUUUUGAAUAUAUGAAAGCCAGAGUGACAGUUUUACUAGUGUGAAAUGCUUAUCACUUGUGGUCGGAAAAAAAUGAAAAAAGAAAAAGAAAAAAAAAAAGAAGCAAA
Molecule: messenger RNA, 3326 nt
Organism: Lates calcarifer (barramundi perch)
Lineage: Eukaryota; Metazoa; Chordata; Actinopteri; Centropomidae
Product: titin
Exons: 18
Coding region: 75-3101 (1008 amino acids)
Biological process (GO): cell surface receptor signaling pathway
Molecular function (GO): transmembrane signaling receptor activity
Source: RefSeq, a predicted model, not a curated record